AUGACUAUAAGAGAAGAAAAUAGGCCUCCGACAGGAGGUCAAUGGUGCGGAAGUGCUUGGGGAUAUACCGUAUAUUAUAGCGAAUCACGAUACAAUUUCGAUUUUAAAUUAGCGUAUAAAUUUUUAAAAAAAAGCGAAGCGCAUUUAAGAUACGGUAACAGCACCGUACAACCAUGGAGAGGUGAUUUAGUACCGGGUACAUAUUGCGACAGAGUACUCGAUAAAUGCGACACGCGUCAGUGCCGCGUACAAUCACCUAAUUUUCCAGGAGUUUAUCCACGUAACGUGACUUGUUACUACAGAAUCGAACAACGUGGAAUACCACGCAACAAACAUGCAUUACUAUCCGUCAGACAGAAAAACACUCAUAAAAUACACAUAAAAGAUCAAAUUGUUAAAUACGAUAGGAGUCAACGAGUACUAAAAGUUUGGGACCAGUGUAACGUGAUUCAAGACUAUUUAACAGUAUAUAACGGUGCAUCCACGGUAGAUCCUAUAUUGAUACGUUUAUGCGGUGGUGACGUGGUACCAGACAUAAUAACAAGUGGUCCUAACAUGCUUUUGGAAUUUCACACAUCGGCCUACGAUAAUCCAUUUCAUCCGGUACCAUUAAGUUAUUUACCCGGUUUCGAAUUGGAAGUACAAGUGAUUUACGUCAACGUUAGAUCGAACAGUUACGUCCAAGAUUCAUCACAAUGUGAAUUUUUAAUAACGAGUUUCGAAUCCCAAUGGGGAGUUUUGGAAAAUCCAAAACAUUCCCUACCACCAAACACGACCUGCCGUUAUAAUUUUCAAGGAAGAAGACAAGAAACCGUUUGGAUUUCAUUCGUUAAAUAUUACGCAUCGAAUGCAGAACUCAUAUCCUACGAUUUGUCGACGGAAUGUAACACAAGGCUAAGAGUUUGGAACGGAAGGGUAGAUACCAACACGGAAACGAACAACAUAACAUUAUUGGGAGAAUUUUGCAGGGACGAAGUACCGAGGCUAUGCGAUCACGCACUAUUAAGCAAUGCCACACGUUUCACACGACCCUGUGCAAGAGCAGAAAGUUACGUGUCAUCAGGUUCCGAGCUGACAAUCGAACAACACCUACGUCAGGGAAGUGCAUUGUUUCCGUUUAGUUUUAUAUUAAGGUACGAAUUUGUCGACGUGACACAAGAAGGUUCGGAUAAUAAAAAUUCUGAAAAUUUAUGCGAUCGCGUUUUCAAUUCGUCAUAUUCUCCUCUCGUCGGAAGAUUUCAUUCCCCGAAAAGUAUUUUCUUUUACGGUAGAGGAGGAACACAAAACAUAAGUUGCGUUUUACGUUUCGAAUCGAAUCAAAAUGAAAAAAUAAAACUCACGUUGAUACAAGCCAAAUUCGGUGAGAGAGAGUGUUCGUCGAAAAUAGACGAAAGAACGAAUCGAUAUCAGUGUUUGAAAAAAAAACCGGGAACAAAAAACAAUCGUAACAGGUUACAACAACAAUACGGUGUCGCGGAAUUAAGAAUUUCCGAAUAUCCCUGGCCGGAAAUACAAAUCCCGCGGGAUUGUUUUUGUUCGAACAUUGAUGAAUCAUUGACUAUAGAAAGUCUAACGUCAUCCGUAGUCGAAGUUAAUUUUACGAUAACUUUAAUGAACAUAACUCAGGAUUAUAAUGAUUUUUAUUUCGAGGGUGAAUAUGAAUUUUAUCAAGAACUCGAUAGAAACGAUGAAAACGAUAAAGUAUAUUCGACGGAUGAUAACGGGUACUUUGAAAAAGAAGUACCCGAUUCGUAUUGCGUUAAUUACCCGUGGCUAAUAGAACCCGAAGAUAAAACAAACAAUUUUAUUUAUUUAAAAACGUACGGUUUUGAAUUACCCACGGAAACAAACAAACCUCCCUACAAUUGUCACACGACAAACAGGAUAAUCAUAUAUUCUGGUGUUAAUACUAAAAAUCCAAAAGUUAUUUGUCCAGCCGAUAGAUUAAACAUACACGAAAUGAAUAAAAUCGAAGUUUUUUCCGACGGUUGGAACACGUCGUUGUCGAAAAAUGGCGGCGGUGGUGUUGGCAAUGGCGGAGAUCCUUCUGCUUUUUUACUAACUCCUCAUGCUAGAAGUUUCAUUAUUGAAUUUUUACAAAAAGAAUUUGGUAAUCAUAUCAUAUCAUGGAUGGAAGUAUCGAAACGUCCGGUUGCAUCUUCGAACAUAUACGCGAACGCAUUGAACAUGCACGAUUGUUCUCACAUGUGUCCGGAAAUAAAUGCAUGCAUAAGUUCAUCACUUUGGUGCGAUGGUUUCCGUCACUGUCCAUCCGGUUACGAUGAAGAUGAAAAUAAUUGCGCGUUUCAAUUCGAUGUGCCUGGAUUGUAUAUAUUCAUCGUCGCGGGUGCCAUAUCGAUUUUAUUCGUAUUGAUAUUGAUAACGAUAUGCGUUAAAUAUUUACAACACAAGAGAAAUGCGAGAAAGAAAAAAAAUCAAAUAAAUAAUCAUUUGCACGUUAAUCACAUACACAACAGCAGCGACAGCUACGGUUUGGGUUUAAGCGGAACAUUCGGGGGUUCAAGCGCUGUCGGUUUACCCCUGCCAAAAAGAUUUUCCAAAAAUACGCAUCACGAAGAUCUUUUCAUGAUGGGUCCCGGUGGAUUGAGCAUCGAUAGAAAGGAUAGUUUAUGUUGA
Messenger RNA from Pediculus humanus corporis (human body louse), 2637 nucleotides. RefSeq lists its product as uncharacterized. Gene Ontology annotation, cellular component: plasma membrane. The coding region runs from base 1 to 2637 and encodes 878 amino acids. The record is from RefSeq and is a predicted model, not a curated record. The transcript is spliced from 6 exons. Gene Ontology annotation, molecular function: protein binding. Lineage: Eukaryota; Metazoa; Arthropoda; Insecta; Psocodea; Pediculidae.